Messenger RNA from Chelonia mydas (Green sea turtle), 2824 nucleotides. It is a transcript of the gene VAMP2, whose product is annotated as vesicle associated membrane protein 2. Gene Ontology annotation, cellular component: SNARE complex; plasma membrane. Gene Ontology annotation, molecular function: SNAP receptor activity; syntaxin-1 binding. Gene Ontology annotation, biological process: SNARE complex assembly; vesicle-mediated transport; vesicle fusion. Lineage: Eukaryota; Metazoa; Chordata; Testudines; Cheloniidae. The coding region runs from base 170 to 517 and encodes 115 amino acids. The record is from RefSeq and is a predicted model, not a curated record. The transcript has 5 exons.
GCCGCGGGUGCAGCCGCUCCCCCUCCUGGCCCCCGCCCCUCACCCGCCCAGGUGCCCGGAUGCGCCAGCCCGGCCGCCAUCUUCCCUGCUCGGCUCAGGGACCCGCGCCACUCGACGAGCGCCCGCCCCGCCGCAGACCCCGGCCCGCGCCGCCGCCGCCGCCCCCGACAUGUCGGCCCCCGCCGCCGCGCCCCCCGCCGCCGGAGGAGAAGGGGGCGGCCCCCCCCCACCGCCCCCCAACCUCACCAGCAACCGGAGGCUGCAGCAGACCCAAGCCCAGGUGGACGAGGUGGUCGACAUCAUGCGGGUGAACGUGGACAAGGUGCUGGAGCGGGACCAGAAGCUGUCGGAGCUGGACGACCGGGCCGACGCCCUGCAGGCCGGCGCCUCCCAGUUCGAGACCAGCGCCGCCAAGCUCAAGCGCAAGUACUGGUGGAAGAACCUCAAGAUGAUGAUUAUCCUGGGGGUGAUAUGCGCCAUCAUCCUGAUCAUUAUCAUUGUUUACUUCAGCACUUAAUGGACCCUCGGAAGCCAAAGCCCCCCCUCCCUCCCCCCAAAGGAGCUGCGGCCGGGAGAGGCGCGAGGGGCUGCGACCCCCCCCUCCCAUGAUCUCAGCCAUAUCUUCCAGCCUCCCCCCCCUUCUCCCCCGGGCCCCCCCGUGGCGUGUGUGUGUGUGUUGAGGUGCGUGUGGCCGUCCUGUAUAUAGGCUAACUUAUUUAUACAUAUAUACAUAUUCUAUAUUUUGUCUGUUUGUAGAUUUAUUACUAGAUUUACAGCUGUCAUGGACCCCCCCCCCCCCCCCAAUACCUGCUCCCCACCGGUGUUUUCAGUGUCUACUGAUUUAAUUUAAAUAUUUUAAGGACCAAUUCCCCCCCCCCCCCUAAAAAAAGUAAAAUAGGGGGAACCCAGAAGCCUGAGAAACUCAAGCGCCCCCCCCUACCCCCCCGCCCUUUCAGAGCGAUGCCGAGCAACGCGAGAGCCGGGUCCCCCGGCUUGGCUAUGUCUCGGCGCCUGUAUAAACAGCCGCCCCACCCCAGAGAUGGCCGCAUCUCAGUGCCGGGCGAGGGGUCCCGGGAUAACCAGCCGCCCCGCCCCAGAGGUGGCUGCAUCUCAGUGCCGGGCGAGGGGUCCCGGGAUAACCAGCCGCCCCACCCCAGAAGUGGCCACAUCUCAGUGCCGGAUGAGGGGUCCCUGUAUAACCGUCACCCCGCCCCAGAGCUGGCCGCAUCUCAGUGCCGCAUGAGGGGUCCCUGUAGAACCGUCACCCCGCCCCAGAGCUGGCCGCAUCUCAGUGCCGCAUGAGGGGUCCCCUGGAUAACCAGCCGCCCUGCCCCAGAGAUGGCUGCAUCUCACACCAUGCAAAGGGGGGGUGUCAUAAGUGUCUUUACCUUCCUCUUCUCCCCCCCACAUCCCGAUCCACCCCCCUCCCUGACCUUGUGAGGUUUUGUAACAUUCCUGGAUCUGUACUGUGCAAUCUGGCUUUGGGGGGGGCUGGGGGUUGAUCUUCCUACCCCCCCCCCCACACCUCAUGUGUGGGAGGGGGCAGUGCUGUCACACCCCCAGCUCCAAGCCCUUUAAGAGUCUUAGGGUGGGUUGCAUGGGGAAGGGGGGAGCCCCUAAAUCCACCCCUCCCCCAUGGCCCAGCGGUUCCAGCUUCUCUCCUCUGGGGGUGGAGGGAGGGGGCAGGCUGGCUCCCCAUUAACUGUCUGUCUGACCCCAGAGAGCCCCCCACCCAGCAGCAGGGCCCAGGCCUGGCUGGGGCAGGGGGCUCGGUGAUCCCGUAGCGGGGGGGGCUGGAUAAAUCUUGUCUUGGGCGAGGGGAGAAGCAGGCACAGCCCAGAGCCAGCGACCUCCUUCCCCCCACCCCACCUCCCCCAGAGUGUGGGCACAGAGGGGGCAUUCCCCUCCCCCACCCGCUAAUGGGGGGGGGUUCCCCUGGUGGCCAGCAGGGGGCGAUCCCUGAGCAGCUCUGCAACGUAUCCCUGUGUCGUGUGAUGAGUGACCCCCACCUUGCCCUGUCCCCCUCCCCCAGCCCCUCGAGGCAGUCAUCUGUAGCAUUAAACCUUCCCUGCUAGCCCCAUAGCGCUAAACCUCUCCCAGCUCCGAGACAGCCCCAUAGCGCGACCCCUCCCCCCGCCAGCCCCAUAGCGCGACCCCUCCGCCCGCCAGCCCCUACAGAACGAUCCCCCCCCACACACACACCCACUUAGGAGAUAUGACGUGUGACUGUGUCCCUCUGGACUCUCCGUGCCGAGCGCUCGCUGGGGGGGGGCGGAUUGGGCCCCCCCUGCCAGCUGGGAGGGACAUAGGCGCGGGGUCCCCUGCGAGGCCCGUUUUGGAGGGCGCAGCCUGGCGGGUCCUCUGCUCCCCAUCUGGAGGGAACGCGGGCGCAAAGGACCUGGCUGGCUCUGCCCCCUGUGAGGCUGGCUUGGCAGCGGGGUGCCCCGGGGGUCCCUUCAACCAGGCUGCGUGGAUUGUGAACUGCUGGGGAACAGAGAGUGAGGGCCGGGGGCAGAUCCCAGGCUGUGUUUUCCUUGAGCCGGGGGGCAGGUGUCACUGCUGCCCCUCGGCUUUGCGGGCACAGGGUCCACCGUGCCCCACGGUGGGACCAGUGCCCCCUAAUUCUAAAGACACCUGGGAUGAGGGUGGAGGGGGGGCAGAGCUGGCUGGAUUCCCCUAGACCUAGCUGGAGGGAGGAGGGGGUCGGUCUUGCCCCCCACACGCUCCCCAGCAGCAGGCGGGGGGCGAGGCACCCCCUGGAGGGAAAGGGGAGUGACUUUAUGCUGUGAAAAUGUACAAUAAAUGUCCUGUGGAGAAAGCCCAA